Molecule: messenger RNA, 11197 nt
Organism: Coregonus sp. 'balchen'
Lineage: Eukaryota; Metazoa; Chordata; Actinopteri; Salmoniformes; Salmonidae
Source: the annotation of a GenBank genome assembly
CUUGCGUGGGAACAGGCCAGCGGGAGAUUUUUGGGUGUCUAUUUCGUAGUCACCCAGGGCCAGGCAGCCUUUAGUCUAGCAUGAGACAGCCGAGGGUGAGCACCCGAGUUUUCACACACUAAAGGUGCCGCAGGGAAGAACGCACUCCGGGGAUAACACCAACCGAGGCAGCGGGAUAGCGACCACCACCACCAUGUACAAGACCAGUUACCUGCGCGAGGUGCGCAAGGAGAAGUAUGAGCGUUCCGAUGUCUUUGAGGAGCCCUACGGACCUGAUGCAUCGGCGGGCACCUCAGCCAUCCAGGGCUGGGAGAGCCUGCAGGAGCUCAACAGCCGCUUCGCCCGCUAUAUUAACCGGGCACGUGUGCUGGAGCAGCGCAAUUCCGUGUUCCGCAAGCAGCUAGAGACGCUGCAGCGGAUGGAGGAGGCCAGCGGCCUUGAGGAGGCCUUUACCGAACAGAUUGGCCUGAACCGGCAGCGCAUCCGCGACCUCUCCGCGGACCAUGCCAAGCUUGAGCGUGAGCUGAAGGACGCAUGCCGCAUGCUGGACGAGUUCACCAACAAGUAAGUGAUGUCCUUGCCUUUGAAAGUGUAAGUGCAUGUGUUUGUGUGUGAGUCAGUAGGCUUAUGUGUUUUUCUUAAACGGAUGUGUGGGUCAGAGAGAAGGAAAGUGUGUAUAGGCCACCCUGCAUAAACAGGUGUCCUUCUCUAGACCAGAUGCAGUGUAAACUGUUUUUAUGCUGGUGAAGGCUUCCAGAUAACCUGAUCUUACCUCUGUGAUAAAUUGUCCACCUGCUAAAAGUUUGUCUUCAAUAAAGGUGUUUAUUGCCUUGGAAAUCAGCAGCUGCUGUGAGAUCAGUCAUGGUAAGUGUCAUGGAUUUCUAAAUUCUAACACCAAGAGAGGAUUUAGAUGAAUGCUGCACAGGUGGUUGUGUGCUGAAAAAAGGUAACCAACAGACAUUUCAAGUGCUCUCAAAGGGAGCCAGGUUGAUUAAGGACAAUGAAUAGUUAAUCAAUACAGACAUUGUAAAGACAGAAAUGCCCUAUAGAAGAAAAUCAAACAUGUUAUGUGCUCAACACACAAACUUGUGUAAAUAACAGAUUAAUAAAAGUUAGGCCACACAUAAUUGUGGAAUUCCUGAAUUUAUGUUUUGUGAUUUAUGUUUUCUCCUCCACAGAUACAGAAAUGAAUGUGAGUAUCAACAACAGCUGCGGGGUACAUUGGAACAACUCAACAAGGUAUAUGUGUGAGACUUAUGACAAUUUCCCAGUUUUUUGUUUGUUUUUAUUAUGAAAAAUGUGACUGAUUCUUUCUUUAGUUAAAAUACACAAAUAGGGGCGGUUUCCCGGACACAGAUUAAGCCUAGUCCUGGACUAACAUUUAUUUUUGAUGGACAUGCUCCAUUGAGCUUGCUUUUUAGUCCAGGACUAAGCCUAAUAUGUUUCCGGGAAACCUCCCAUAAUGUGCUAAACUGCUAUAAAACUGCUAAACUGUCAUGCUGCAUUAUUAGCGGCCUAGCCAUAAAAAACAUUGUGAGUAACGUUUUCUGCAUACCCCUGUGCAUGAAAGGGGCUUUGCAAUGUGGCACAAAAAAAGUAUGUGUUAUAUCAUCUGGUUAAUAACCUACAAGCUUUGUCCAGAGUGUUAGAAUCAUAAUUAAAGUGUGUAACUGCAACCCUGGUAGGACUGUGGUCUGUGAGACAAAGCUUAUGAGAUCAGGACAAUACAGUGUGAUGAUGGAACUGAAUUAAAAUUGUUUCUCAUAUCUGCUUCUCAGGAAGCUGACCAUACCCUGCUCAGGAACCUGGAAUUUCAGAUCCAGUCCCAGUUCCUUCAGGAUGACAUCAAUUCCACCAAAGACAGACACAGGAAGGUAAGAGGUGUACAACAUACAGUGCAUUCGGAAAAGUAUUCAGACCCAUUGACUUUUUCCACAUUUUGUUACGUUACAGCCUUAUUCUAAAAUGGAUUACAUUGUUUUUUCCCCCUCAUCAAUCUGCACACAAUACCCCAUAAUGGCAAAGAAAAAACAGGUUUUUAGACAUUUUUGCAAAUGUAUAAAAAAUAAGAAAAAAAUAAUCACAUUUACAUAAGUAUUCAGACCCUUUACUCAGUACUUUCUUAAAGCACGUUUGGCAGCGAUUACAGGCUUGAGUCUUCUUGGGUAUGACGUUACAAGAUUGGCACACCUGUAUCUCUCAUUCUUCUCUGCAGAUCCUCUCAAGCUCUGUGAGGUUGGAUAGGGAGUGUCGCUGCACAGCUAUUUUCAGGUCUCUCCAGUGAUGUUAGAUCGGGUUCAAGUCCGGGCUCUGGCUGGGCCACUCAAGGACAUUCAGAGACUUGUCCCGGAGCCACUCCUGAGUGGUCUUGGCUGUGUGCUUAGGGUCGUUGUCCUUUUGGAAGGUGAACCUUCGCCCCCAGUCUGAGGUCCUGAGUGCUCUGGAGCAGUACUUUGCGCCAUUAAUCUUUCCCUCGAUCCUGACUAGUCUCCAAGUCCCUGCCACUGAAAAACAUCCCCACAGCAUGAUGCUGCCACCACCAUGCUUCACCAUAGGGAUGGUGUCAGGUUUCCUCCAGACGUGACGCUUGGCAUUCAGGCCAAAGAGUUCAAUAUUGGUUUCAUCAGACCAGAGAAUCUUGUUUCUCAUGGUGUGAGAGUCCUUUAGGUGGCUUUUGGCAAACUCCAAGCAGGCUGUCAUCUGCUUUUUACUGAGGAGUGGCUUCUGUCUGGCUACUCUACCAUAAAGGCCUGAUUGAUGGAGUGCUGCAGAUAUUGUUGUCCUUCUGGAAGGUUCUCCCAUCUCCACAGAGGAACUCUGGAGCUCUGUCAAAGUGACCAUCGGGUUCUUGGUCACCUCCCUGACCAAGGACCUUCUCCCCCAAUUGUUCAGUUUGGCCGGGCGGACAGUUCUAGGAAGAGUCUUGGUGGUUCCAAACUUCUUCCAAUUAAGAAUGAUGGACGCCACUGUGUUCUUGGGGACCUUCAAUGCUGCAGACAUUUUUUGGUACCCUUCCCCAGAUCUGUGCCUCGACACAAUCCUGUCUCGGAGCUCUACGGAUAAUUCCUUCGAUCUCAUGGGUUGGUUUUUGCUCUGACCUGCACUGUCAACUGUGGGACCUUAUAUAGACAGGUGUGUGCGUUUCCAAAUCAUGUCCAAUCAAUUUAAUUGACCACAGGUGGACUCCAAUCAAGUUUUAGAAACAUCUCAAGGAUGAUACAUGGAAACAGGAUGCGCCUCAGCUCAAUUUCGAGUCUCAUAGCAACGGGUCUGAAUACUUAUGUAAAUGUAAUAUUUCAGUUUUUUUAUUUUUUAUGAAUUUGCUAAUAUUUCUAGAAACCUGUUUUUGCUUUGUCAUUAUAUGGUAUUGUGUGUAGAUUGAUGAGGGAAAAAAAAUGUUUUAAUCAAUUUUAGAAUAAGGCUGUAAUGUGACAAUCAAGGGGUCUGAAUACUUUCGAAUGCACUGUACACAUCACCUGCAAUCUAUUAUGAACUCAUUCUGCCUUUAUACUGUACAUUUAUAAAUCAGAUGUAUUGCAAAGGAAACCGAUAGAGUGUGCAUAGCAUACCACCUUUCAACUUCAAAUGUAGGAUCUUCAUUUGACCAAUUCUGUCACAUGGGUAAAAUAAUAGGAUUUGAUUAGGAAAGAAAGGGUGGUCGAUUAGAGUACAUAGACAUUGUGUACUGUACUCUAAUCCCAACCUUAUGAAAUACACCCACCCUGUAUGACAUUUACCUUUAUUUUCCUCAGUGUUUUGUGCACUGCGUAUGUGGAGUCCAGGGUCAAAUAAUUUAUUGGGAAAUAUCUCCCCCCGUAGAACCUGUCAGAGAUGCAGACCUACGUGAACAUCCUGCACCAGAUCAACCAGACGAUACACCUGGUGCCCAAUGUGGCCGUGGGCACCUCUGAGGUAAGGUCUCCCCCUUUCACAUGCGUCUGUCUGUGUCCAGGGGAACCAGCUGAUUCAGACCAGGGGUGUCAGACCAGAUAACAAUAGGGCCGCAAAGACGGCCAGUGGAACCAGCUACGUGUGCAGAACUUUGUGGAUAACCGUGUGUCCGUGACUGGAAAAUGUAUUGUGAUGCGUUCAAAUGUGUUCCAAUGUGUUGAGGUGUACUGACAUUUCUGUGAAGUUUGACUGCCUUUUAUAAUAAGCUUCUGUGUGUUUUGACAGGUCAUCCGAGCUCUGUGUGUCAUGUUGUCGCUCUGCAGAAAGUAUGCUGAUGCUGUCAGUUAGUCUGUAAGCUGUUUGCUUGUCUGUCUUUGAAGUUGCAAGUAAAGCACUGCAAAAUACUGUACGUUUUGAAUGCCUGUCUAGUUGUUCAGUGUGUAAUAUAACUGGCCUGUCUUGUCUGUGUGAUCUCUAUGUGUUAUAACUGGCCUGUGGUCCCUCUGUGUGAUCUCUAUGUGUUAUAACUGGCCUGACUUACCUCUGUGUGAAGGAGCAGGAGAAGCAACUGGCCCAGAUGAGAGUUCCAGCCCUGAAGAGUCAGCUAGAGGAGUUCAAGAGCGCCCUCUGCCAGCUCCAAGCACAGAAGCAGCGUCUGCAGUACGAGGUAGGUCCCUGUCUCCGUCACUAUGACAAUUUAGGAAGCAUAUCAAGCUCAAGUGUUUGAAAGUGUCCCACUCCAAAUCAAACCCUAGGCCCUACCCCCUAUGCAUAUUAGUCAGGAAGGGAGAUGAGGUAGCCGCUUUACUUGAGGUAGACAGUUGAGAUGUACCCAUGGAGUACAGUACAUACUGUAAAUUGGUUGUAGUUGCAAAGGGGUGCCAGUAGGUGCCAGUCAUCACCUUCAGAUCAGUGGGUAAAGGUGAUAAAAGCUACAGAGAAGCAGGAAAAUACAGGUGUAUCUCUUAGAAAACGAGAAAUAUUAGUACAAAAUAAGACAUAGAAAAAAGGACUCUCAAUGCCGACAUCAAACAUCCAAAAGUCCAUGUUUAUUUUCUCAAAGGUUGUGAAUCAAUUUAAUAAUAUAUUAGAUGAACAUCCCUUCAAAUUAGUUUUGUUUUGUUCCUACAGAUUAUUACUGAAGACAUACCUCAGCUUUACUCCCAAAUUAUGCUUUUCACUUUGUUCAUUUUCUGUAGCUUGUACCUCAUAGCUGUCUGUGUUCCCUAGAAAAAAGGUUUUCAAAUGGUGUUCUAUAACUGAAAUACUUUUUAUUUUAACAUUUUUGAAUAUAAUUGUUGCAAGAAAUCUAAACAUUUUACAGAAAUAAAUUAUCACAUAUUUCUCUAAAGACUCUAAAGAUUCAAUUUUCAAUGCGAGACAGGUUGCCAUGAAAGGUUCAAAACGUGUGUUGAACACCUUUGCAGUACUAGAGCUGUCUCCACAACGUCCUCAGACAGUACAGUAGUCAUGAGUUUCUCUUGACAAAAGUUCUGAUUUAUUCAGUCUUUGUAUAGCCAGACAGCUGGCACAUGUGGUAGUUCAGUGACCACAGUAAUCCUUCAACUGAAGUUAAUUCAGAUGCAAGAAUGACAAUGAUUGCAUAAAUAUAUGCCAUUUAGCAGACACUUUUCCGUAUGGGUGGUCCCAGGAAUCGAACCCACUACCUUGGCAAUACAAGUCCAUGCUAGUAUGAAAAAUGUAUGCACUCACUAACUGUAAGUCGCUCUGGAUAAGAGCGUCUGCUAAAUGACUAAAAUGUUAAAUCUAUUCCAACUGAGCUACAAAGGACCACAAAAAUAAAUAAUCAGAGUUAGGCAGAAAAUGUAAGGGAUAGUUCACCCAAAUUACAAAAUGACACGUUGGUUUCCUGUUUCCCUGUUAGCAGUCUUUGGACUAAGUAUGACAGCAAUCCAUGCUUUGGUUUAGAUUCCCUGGCAGUGGCUGGCACUGUUUCCAAAUGCUGAUGUUCCAAUGAUCUUUAAGUGACUUUAGUAAGCUUCACAAUCAAUUUUAGAGACUUUCGGAUGUUUUGGACAUGAUGCGUAAAGAUUGCUAAUAGGUCAUGACUUGAAUGGGAUUUGUGCCACAAAUGCUAAAACGUUAGCAUUUGGAAACAGUGCCAGGGAAACUAAACCAAUGCAUGGAUUGCUGUCAUACCUUGACCAUAGAGGCUUUACAGGGUAAGGAAACCAAUAUGUCAUUUUGUAAUUUGGGUGAACUAUCCCUUUAAGUUUGGUUGUCAUUAGCAUAACUCUUAAUGGAAAUAUGAAAUACAUUCCGUUUCGUUUUAAGAAGCAGUUUACAGUAUCUCUCCAUCCAUCCGUCUGUCUGUCUGUCUGUCUGUCUGUCUAUGUCAGACGUCAGUGUUGGAGAGUUCCAUCAAGAGCACCCAGGAGAGCUAUGACGAUGAGAUCCAACUGUACAACGAGCAGAUUGAGUCUCUGAGGAAGGACAUUGAGGAAGCCGAGAGAUCCCUGGAGAAAUACACAAAUGAGUGCCGCCACCUGGCCAUGUACCAGACCUCACUGGAGAAUGAGCUGGAGAGGUACAAGAGGAUCAUCGAGAACGAGGACAACAGGUAAUUUUCUAACCACAACACACAGUGAUCAGCAUCCUACUGCUACUGGAUGUAGGCAGCACUUCAGCGUAUUGUCUCUUGGCAAUCCGGUAGUAUAAUAUACUGUAUCAACCACAUGGCGGCAGUUUGGGAUAUUAUAUUUGUGUGUUUUCCACCUCACAGAUUUGUUCGAUAAUGGUUGAAUAUCUUUUCAUAGUGUUAUUUAUUUUUUAUGUAUUAUUUAAUCCCCUUUAAUAUCGCCUGAUCUUUCUUUUGUUUACUGUAUUAACAUGUUUUCUUGUCAGUCUCACAAUGCAAAAAUCGCAAAGUAUACUGAACAAAAAUAUAAAUGCAACAUGUAAAGUGUUGGUCCCAUGUUUCAUGAGCUGAAAUAAAAGAUCAAAGAAAUGUUCUAUAUGCACAAAAAACGUAUUUCUCUCAAAUGUUGUGCACAAAUGUGUUUACAUCCCUGUCAAUUAUCAUUUCUCCUUUGCCAAGAUAAUCCAUCCACCUAACAGGUGUGGCAUAUCAAGAAGCUGAUUAAACAGCAUGAUCAUUACACAGGUGCACCUUCUGCUGGGGAAAAUAAAAGGCCACUAUAAAAUGUGCAGUUUUGUCAAACAACACAAUGCCACAGAUGUCUCAAGUUUUGAGGGUAUGUGCAAUUGGUAUGCUGACUACAUGAAUGUCCACCAGAGCUGUUGCCAAAUAAUUGAAUGUUAAGUUCUCUACCAUUAGCCGCCUCCAACAUCGUUUUAGAGAAUUUGGCAGUAUGUCCAACAGGCCUCACAACCGCAGACCACGUGUAACCACGCCAGCCCAGGACCUCCACAUCAGCUUCUUCACCUGCGGGAUAGUGUGAGACCAGCCAGCUGAUGAAACUGUGGGUUUGCACAACCAAAGAAUUUCUGCACAAACUGUCAGAAACUGUCUCAGGGAAGCACAUAUGCGUGCUCGUCGUCCUCACCAGGGUCUUGACCUGACAGCAGUUCGGCUUGGUAACCGACUUCAGUGGGCAAAUGCUCACCUUCGAUGGCCACUGGCACUCUGGAGAAGUGUCCUCUUCACGGACAAAUCCCGGUUUCAACUGUAUCAGGCAGAUGGCAGACAGCAUGUAUGGCGUCGUGUGGGCGUGCGGUUUGCUGAUGUCAACUUUGUGAACAGUGCCACGUGGUGGCAGUGGGGUUAUGUUUUGGGCACUCAUAAGCUACGGACAACGAACACAAUUGCAUUUUAUCGAUGGCAUUCUGAAUGCACAGAGAUACCAUGAUGAUAUCCUGAGGCCCAUUUUUGUGCCAUUCAUCCGCCGCCAUCGCCUCAUGUUUCAGCAUGAUAAUGCACGGCCCCAUGUCGCAAGGAUCUGUACACAAUUCCUGGAAGCUGAAAAUGUCCCACUUCUUCCAUGGUCUGCAUACUCACCAGACAUGUCACCCAUUGAGUAUGUUUGGGAUGCUCUGGAUUGAUGUGUACAACAGCAUGUUCCAGUUCCCACCAAUAUCUAGCAACUUCGCACAGCCAUUGAAGAGGAGUUGGACAACAUUCCACAGACCAAAAUCAACAGCCUGAUCAACUCUAUGCGAAGGAGAUGUGUCGCGCUGCAUGAUCAACGCCCCUACCUUUUAUAAAAUGUAUCUGUGACCAACAGAUGCAUAAACUACAUAGACAAAAGUAUGUGGACCCCCUUCAAAUUAGUGGAUUCGGCUAUAUCAGCCACACCAAUUGUUGACAGGUGUAUAAAAUCGAGCACACCGCCAUGCAAUCUCCAUAGACAAACAUUGGCAGUAGAAUGGCCUUACUGAAGAGCUCAGUGACUUUCAAUGUGGCACCGUCAUAGGAUGCCACCUUUCCAAUGAAAUGGGUUUCCAUGGCCGAGCAGCCGCACACAAGCCUAAGAUCACCAAUGCGCAAUGCCAAGCGUUGGCUGGAGUGGUGUAAAGCUCGCUGCCAUUGGACUAUGGAGCAGUGGAAACACGUUCUCUGAAGUGAUGAAUCACGCUUCACCAUCUGGCAGUCCAACGGAUUAAUCUGGGUUUGGCGGAUGCCAGGAGAACGCUACCUGCCCCAAUGCAUAGUGCCGGCUGUAAAGUUUGGUGGAGGAGGAAUAAUGGUCAGGGGCUGUUUUUCAUGGUUCGGGGCAGGCCCCCACUUAGUUCCAGUGAAGGGAAAUCUUAACGCUACAGCAUACAAUGACAUUCUAGACGAUUCUGUACUUCCAACUUUGUGGCAAAAAAGUUUCAGCAUGAGAAUGCCCACGUGCACAAAGCGAAGUCCAUACAGAUAUGGUUUGUUGAGAUCGGUUUGGAAGAGCUUGACUGGCCUGACAGAGCCCUGACUUCAACCCCAUUGAACACCUUUGGGAUGAAUUGGAACACUGACUGCGACCCGGGCCUGAUCGCCCAACAUCAGUGCCCGACCUCACUAAUUCUCUUGUGGCUGAAUGGAAGCAAGUCCGCUCAGCAAUGUUCCAACAUCUAGUGGAAAGCCUUCCCAAAAGAGUGGAGGUUUAUUAUAGGGGGGACCAACUCUAUAUUAAUGCCCAUGAUUUUGGAAUGAGAUGUUCGACGAGCAGGUGUCCACAUACUUUGGUCAUGUAGUGUAUCUGUAUUCCCAGUCAUGAAAUCCAUAGAUUAGAGCCUAAUGAAUAUAUUUAGAUUGAUCAAUUUCCUUAUAUGAACUGUAACUCAGUAAAAUCUUUGAAAUUGUUGCAUGUCACGUUUAUAUUUUUGUUCAGUGUAAUUUAAAAAAAGACAAAGGAAUGUAUCUUAGAAUACACAUUACUAUCAUUAGUAUAGUGUUUAUUACUAACACAUACAAAUACACUAUCACAUGCUGUUGCUGUGGUGGCAACUAACAUUUCUUCAUCAUUCUCUUCCACAGGUUGAAUUCAGCAAUAAUUGGGACGCCCAUUACCUUGUUCACCACCAAUUACCGCUACACCCACACACCCACUGUGUCGAGCAGGGGCAGAGGUGAGGACAUGCCACGUCUCAUUCCACAGCUGCUUCACACGGAUAGUCUCCAUACAUACAGAGCAGACACAUAACACCCCAUCGUCAUCAUAGGCUACAACCACACUAGCCCUAAUGUAUACAGCCACACAGUGGUGUGUUUCCUACCCACUCAGAGACAAAGACCAUAAAACAAAAAACAGAAUAGAUCCUCCUUAAGGUCUAUUCAUGGCAGAUAAUGAUGACCAUGGUCCCGUGGGGGUACUAUCCUCCUUGGAUAAUGUAUUUAGAAUGUUAUGUCUUAUAUGUUUAUUUUAUCUGCCACAUCCAAAAGGACAAUCUGAGUGUAUUGUUGUUUUGUUGUCUCCAGACAUCACCCAAGCCAUUCAGGACAUCACCAGUGUCAAGCCUCGCCAGAAGAACAUGGCCAAGAAGGUCCUGAAGAAGAAGGAGAUCAGCCCCAAAGAUGUGAUGGACAGCGGCCAGGAGGAGAGAGUUGGUGGAGCUGAACACAUGGAGGAUGAGAAGCGAGGGGUGGCAGGGGAGGAAGGCGAGUUGAAGAGGGAGGAGCAGAGGUCACUUUACACACCCCAGGACGUGCCAGACGGGGCUCAGAUCAGCAAAGCCUUCGACACACUUUGUAACAUUGUCAGAGACCGAAUGAGAAGGUACAAGAAGCCAGAGCCAAUUGCUGACUUCUACACCAAGGGGCGCUAUGUGCUGGUGACUGGCGAUGGCAGCUACCUCCACCCCCACUUCUACACCUCCAGCCCCUCCGCCGGACACGUCUUCGUCACCAUCCGCAACGGCAUGGUCUCCCCUUAUGACCCCUUCGGCCCCUACACCCCCUCCCCCAACCCCCCUCAUCCCCAGCCUAUGCCACCCCCUGGCCCCCGUACCCCCACCCCACCCUCUGACGGAGAGGGGGGAAAGGGAGACGAUAAGGGCGGAAAAGGUGGUGGGAAGGAGAAAUCUAGGGGCGGAGACCCCGAGCCUAGGCCUAAGGACCCUAGUCCCCCCCCACAGCCCAACCCUGCCCCAGCUCCUGGCCCUAACCCCAAAGGCCCCAGCAAUCCCUCCGGACCCAAGGGGGGUAAAGACGACAGUCGCCGCAGGGGCCCUCCUCCCAUGCCCUCCCCCCGCAGCGCUAGCAGCAUGCCCCCUGACUCCAUGAGCUACGAAAAGGUGGAGCUGGUGGAGUCAGUGGAAAAGUUCUCCAACGACCGCAAGACGAAGGGCUAUGGCUAUGAGGAGACGGCAAUGGUGGUGGAGACCAUGAUCGAGAAGACCAGCAAGAAGAAGAACUGAGUCGUAGAUAAGGUCGACCUUGGCCAAAAGAUCUGGACAGACUCCUCACAAGUUUCACCUCACCUUAUGCCAGUAAGAACAAACACUGAGCCAUUAUGUGACUCUGCUAAAGACACAUUCUAAAGACACUGUUCCCACCCUAUAUGAAACCAACCUUAAAGAGACAUUCCUCACAUAGAGGACUGCUAAAGACUCCUCGCACAUUCCUGAUACUGCUCCUCUAUUCACUCACGCUCUCUGGCUUUGCGUUCAGCAAGCGUUAGCUGGUUCCAAAAUGCUGCUAUUGUUGUUUCUACCUAUGCCGAUACCUUACGCCUUUACUGUCUGAAAACAUGAAGUACGAACAUCAAAACUACAAACCCCCUUGCCACCUCACCCCACAAAAAGUAAAUAAAAACAUGGCUUUGAUGUGUGAAAAAAGUCAAACAUUUUUAUAAAUUGAUUACAUGCUACUGCCAUCAUGGAUGUAUGCCACCCUUCCAAACUAAAC